Mercurialis annua (annual mercury) is the source of this 2265-nucleotide messenger RNA. RefSeq lists its product as uncharacterized. The coding region runs from base 110 to 1009 and encodes 299 amino acids. NCBI's taxonomy places the organism in Eukaryota, Viridiplantae, Streptophyta, Magnoliopsida, Malpighiales, Euphorbiaceae. The record is from RefSeq and is a predicted model, not a curated record. The transcript has 9 exons.
GCAGGUUUCAGGAUUUCGCGUGGAAAAAACCAAAAAUUGAACGGUCAUUAUUAAUUUAUUAUAGCUAAUCAACCCUCUCCCGCCAUUUUCUUCAAGAACACCACUAUUAAUGGCUUCACUAUUUCCUAAAUCUCUCCCCCUCCACUUCAUUUCCUCAUCUACUCACCGUAAUAAUCCUAUUACUACUAAUAAUAGUCAUAAUCAGAAUUUGCUGCUGCUCCAACUGCAAGAAUGGAAAAUCAGGUCCUUCACCUUUAACAAACUUAACCAUAUCAGCUUCACGCCCACGUCUAUGCAAUUAAAGAGGAGCAAAACUUUGAUCUGUGCAGUCAGUCAAGACGCGGAGUCGUCAUUUAAAAAGACUGUUGAAGCUGAUAGGCUGAUCGAUACCCUUAAGGACGCGAGUCCAGGAGAACUUCAGAAGCUUGCGGUCCAAAAUGUCCUUGCUUCCGAUGCUAGUUUUUGGAUACGACUUGCAGCAAGAUCUGAUACCUGCAAAUCAGAGGAUGAUAAAAAAGAUUAUGAGGAAUUGGCUGGAUCGGUAAUGAGCAUUGUGGAUUCUCUUGUCCACAAGACUAAACAAAAGAUUGAGUCAGCUACUGACGUUCUUAAGUCAGUCUUAAGACCUGCUAUUGAUGAAAAGGAAGAGGUUACAUGGCCUCCUAGAGAUCCUGGGGUUCUCAAGCUAAUGGAGAAGGCAGUAGAAGAUGGGGAUAAACCUGGACUCGUGGCAAUGCUACAAAAGGUUUUACAACUCUAUGCUUCUGAGGUUCUUUCAAAACGUAGUUAUGCAAAGAGAGGAGAUGAAAUCUUGAAGGCCGAGCAGUUUCUUGAGACGAUAAUCAAAGGUUUAGACUAUCCUUUACAUUAUUCUGUUUUAGCAAAGUUAUUUAUAUUUCCGAACUUGAAUUUAUUCUCAUUGGAAAUUGGAAAUCCUUUUUUUCCCUUAAUUUUCUUACAUGUAAUCUACUUAGCUUCCUUCAUAUUUGUUAAACUUGCUGCAAACUGACUAAUAUGCUAUGUUAAGUCUCCUCACAAGUCAACAAUUUGAUCUCAGCACGUUACCUUUUCGUGUUGCAAUAUAUGGCAAUAUUUCCUGUAUGCAGUGAACAAUAAGCAAAAAGAUUAUUUUGUUAAACUCGAUGCAAUGACAUCAUAGACUUGGAUGAAAAUGACCGGUGUUGAUGCAGAUUCUCUCACGAAAGGGCAUCAAAAUCCAAACUGCCUUUGUAAUUUUAUGAUUAUACUUCAUAGUUCAAGUUCUGUCAUAAACAGCUAAGAAUUUCAGUGUGAGUUUUGGGUAUCUCCAAAUUUCCCGUCAUUCAUAGGCUGAGAAAUAAAUCAGCAAUUGUUUUAUGCCAUUAAUUCCAAAAUUAGAUCAAGAAGAUAAUUUCAGUACUAAGAUCCAAUCCAAGACUGUCAAUAUUUAUAUUUCACAAGUGAGUAAGCUGAAUAUGUGAUGGGCACUUGGGCAGUAGUGUGUUGGUUUUGGAAAUGAUAUGGAUCAUAACAGAAUUCUUAUUAUUAUGCCCAUUUUGUCUCCGGUAAUUAAUGAUGCAUUUUAAACCACUUCACCUUCUAAUGCUGUUAGACCUUAAGCCCUAGAAACAGGAUGUUCUGAAACAGUGCACAUCCAUAGUCAGGAAAUUUGACCUUGUCAAGACCAUUUAUGACCAUUUGCUGAUUUAAGGGAUGUCUCUUAACUUUGUUCUAUGCUGUUUUAAUUAGCAUAUUAGAAUUUGACCUUCGUUGCCAAUAAGAAUGGAACAAGCUUUUGAUCGAUGGCAUGACACUCGGCAAGGGAGAAAUUUCUCCUGAAGAAUUGUAUGCUGUCAUCAACAAAAGAAUUGAGCGGAUGUUGAUCAGAACAGAGGGAGGUUCUUAUGAGCAGCGCAUUCUUAGCGAAUAUCUUAAUGGUAUCCAAUCAAGAGCAGAGCAGAUUGUCCAAGUUCUUGAGGGAAAAUUAUAAUAUCAACCAGUGUGAAAUCAUAUUUCACAAGGUAUCGAAUCCACAAAUUCCCUAAGAAGUUUCUAUAUGAAUCAGAGAAAGACGAAGAAUUCGAGAGGCAAGAUGUUAUACAUUCUGUGCCGUGUUGCUGUAUUCAUAAUGUGGUAAUUAUAUCUUCUUCAGGUUGAGAAUAAAUGUAGGUUUUUCUUCUGUAACUUUAUGUUAUGAACAAAUGAUUUAGUUCAUAAAAAGUACACUUCAUAAAAGUGACACAAUGUAUUCAUUACCGAAAAUAUGAAAGUAGGAUCUAAUAAUUA